CUCUCUCUCUCUCUCUCUCUCUUUCUCUCCCUUUGUCUUUUUUAUUCCUCCUCGCCUCGUCAUAUUUCAACGACUUCGUACGCCCGCGACGAGGUUUAAUUUGGGAUACCGUGGGGGUUUCGCGCGCUUUGUCGUACGCGGGCGCGCGCCAUCCAUCGACGUCGUGGAUCUCUCCCCUUUGAAGUCCAAACCGGAAGGAUCGUUUAUACGAAGGCGAAUAUACACGCUUCUCUCGGUCUCUCUCUUCCCCGAGUGACUCGAGACGACGACGACGACGACGACGACGACGACGUAUGCGCGUGUGAUCGCGCCCCGCGAUCGUUUACCCGGCGCUCUCGACGUGCAGUGUAGAUCGCGACGAGGUCGCGGGUCGUCGCCCACGUCUCCGUUUCGCUCUCGUCGAUGACAAAGAGAGGCGAACCCACUCCUCCAUGUGCGACCCCACCGCGUUACUGGAUCUAGUGCCGGGCGAGGGAUUACUCAAGAGGCCGUCCAUGGAUUACAACGAGUACACAUAUUGCUACGGCGGUGGUCGAGGGUGUUUGUUGGACAGUUCGGCACCACGGGGCCCGCCUGAUGUGCCACCCCGUAACCCCGCAAUGAGCCGGCUUAACGGAAGAUUGCCAGGAAGUCACGCAGCGAGCGAUCACGAACGCGAUCCUGAUCUCGAGCCAUCCUGUCUCGUACGCACCCCAUCCGGUAACUUCUACAAUAUACCAAAGAUACCGAAGAAUGAAUACAACAACAAGAAUCAGUCCACGGGGAACAGUCCAAUAAAGGUGGAACUGCAGAACAACAUGGACAGAGUACCUUUACCUUACGGGCACGCCCCGUCGAUGAUCCCGAUGAGGAGACAAAGCAUCCGCUGUCAUUUCCGCAAGGGAAUCGAUUGGUGCAGCUGGAAACUAAUUGCCAUAGUAGUAAUUAUGCUCUCGCUCUGCUUGACCGCGGCAUUAACCUACGUCGCAGCGUCCAAUUUAGUGAACUGGUCGUACCAAGGCACGAAAGCGUGCACGGUCCUGGUGGGCGAGAACACCGAUACCAAACCGUCGGCGGGCGAGGCGAACAAGACGUCCACGUCGUCCACGUCGACGUCGUCGCAGUCGAGCGGCAGGACGCGGCAGCAAUCAUCAGGAGGUAGUAUGAGCACGUUGAAUGGCGUAUUGCUAGAUGGUGUGUACAACCGCAAACGUAGGGACACGUUUAAUGAGCAUGCGUUGCACCAAACUGUCAUACCAUCACCCUCUCGCGACCCCGAGGAGCUGCCCUUGACCCCGACCACUAUCGCCGAGACCGAGACCUCGGGGUCCGGGCAGCGGCCAGUCCCGUUGCAUGUGGAGGACUCUCUCGGUAAGGUUUUGCAUGAUCCGGAGCAUGCGGACGAUCAAAGUCCAAUGAGAGGAGCCAUCGACCGCACGAUCGCAGCUGCCGAGGACGUCAAGGACGCAUCACCGGAAUCACCGGGAUCGACGGCUCCCUCGCGGGCGGUACAGCUUGUCGUGAAUGUCUCUUCUACCGCUACUAACUACUACUCGCACGAUCGUUCGACUCAUACCACUGUCGCUGUCGACAAUCUUGCCUCUUCGUCCUCUGUCUCUGUUGGCUCUGGCAAUUCUCUCGCGUCAGCUUCCGUUCGCCAAUUGCCCCGUAACGAGACGAUGUUCGACACGACGCCGCGGCUUCUCGCCGAGUCGCCAUACGACACUUCCUCGCGGCACACCCUCCCGAAACUCGGCCGCGAUGACUCCGCGAAUUUCGACCGCGAUGUCGAUAACGCCGGCACGUCCGAAAGUUCGGACGUUGCCGAAAGCAGCGACGAUAUCGGGGCUACGACGUCCGCAUCCGGCGCGGAGUCCGUGAAACUUGGCACAGAUACCGGCGAUUACGGCCAAAUAGUAGUCGACGGAACUGCAGAAAUGGCAGUAACGUUCUCCGUCGAUUAUGUAGACAGUAGCACCGUAGAACCGGCGACUGUAACCGAGACUGUACGCUCGAACGAGCCAACGGAGGGUCAACAAUCGAACGUAAGUAAUUCUGAUUCAAGCGAAAAGUUAGCUCCCGUAGAAAUAGACGCUCGGGAAGAAGUAGACGCUAGCGCAAUUUCGCCUAGUUUAAACGUAGUAGAUAACGAAACGGCGUUUGACACUCCGCCGAAGAAAGACGAGAACAUCGAAAAUCCUGUAGAAGAUACGAUUGUUGACGAUGGGUUCGAGGAGAAAAUCGAUUCGGAUGAAAAUGAUAGUCCGGCUAUCUCUGCGAAAAAAGAUGAUAUCUCGAAGAUGGCAGAUACGGCCGCGGAAUUAGAAGUGAAGUCCGAGACAUCUGGUAUUGUGAAAGAAACGCAGGAGCUGUCCCGAGAAUAUUCGUCUUCCGAAUCCGAAGUUCCAUCCGGUAUUGUUAAAAGUUCCGAACAGUCCGACGAACCUCAACGUGACUAUCCUGUGCCGAUUUAUAGCUACGGGCAGGACGAGGUAGAGAUUGUCAACCUCCAACACAAGAAGCGACCUAUCGACAGCGCGAAAGCGGAUCAUCCGAUUGUAUCCGAUUCCAUGAUUCUUAGCGAUAAAAAGAUGAAUAUCGCUUUCCGGACGGAACGAGAUAAAGAUGACUUACGGAUCAUCGCGAGGGAAAAGAGCGACGAAGAAUUUCUUCGAAAAUUCAAAGAGCAAUUCCACGAGUCUUCGGCCGAUGCUGACGAAUCUGUAGAGGACUCCCCUUCGAUUAAGACUAAUUAUAACUUACCCCCAAUGGACAUCCCGCAUAAAAUGGGCACCCCGCAUGAUUCAUCGGGCAACGCAUCACCCAGGUUUCCCUCUCGGUUCGACUCACCGAUGACCCAACGUGUGCAUAUCGUAGAGGUACCCGUGUACCGUGACGGUGCUUCAGGCCAAUCUUCCUCGUCCUCUUCAUUCUCAUCGUCAUCGUCACCGCACCGAGUGAUCAUAAACGUAACGAUCUCCGCCGAGGACUCGUCCGCUGUUUCCUCGAGGCCGUUGUACGUCCUGUCGGUGUCGGUGCCGACGGAGGGCGACGCGAUUAGCCGCUCAUCCGGGAUUAACGUCGAUCAGGCGCAGGUGCACACGGCCGAGCGGCUAUCGGAGCCAUCCGCAGCGAGCAUGAAAAAAAUCCCUGCUAACGACGGCGAGUCGAUUGACGCGGUUGAUACGCGAUUACCGCCACCGCCGCAGCCACCUGCCUCGCCACCGGCGCCGAUCUGGGCCGGGGGCGAGUGCGAGUGCUCCUGCCCCUGCAUGGGUUCGUCCUCUGAUGAGUGGGACAACUUUUCAGCGAUCGACGAGGAGGAGUUCGAGAGCGUUAAUUCUACUCUGUUAGUCGAGAAUUCCCCCGAGGAGUUAGGGGAAAGACCGAGGGAUAAGAAAACAGGGGACGAGCCAUCCGCGAACGAUUCGGUAAGGCCCGACGCGAGUUCCACCACCGAAAACUAUCAUUCCUCCUCGAUAGAUGACACUGCGAAGAGUAACGAAUCAACCAACGAGACCUCCACUUCGAUUUAUGAACCGGAAGUAAGCACCGACGUAUGUUCUGGGAGCACUUCGCUACCUCCAGAGCCCACUAUACUGAUUCUCGAAGGUGCGCGAACCUUCCCGGCGAGGUCUUUCCCGCCCGAUGGGACGACCUUCGCACAGGUCGGCUUGGGGCAAAAGCUGAGCAAGGAGAUACCGCCGUAUGGCUACUGGAACAUGCAGUUUUACCAAUCGGAAGCCGCCUACGUCCGUUUCGACUACAGCAUCCCGCGCGGUGCGAGCAUCGGCGUGUACGCGAGAAGGAACGCGCUUCCCACGCACACGCAGUACGACCUACUGGAAGUUCUCAGCGGUUUCAAGGCUCGGACCACCAGGGCGUCCCAUGUUAGUGUUAUUCCUUCGAUCAAGAAAGAGGUAACGCAAUAUAUGGAACCGGGACAUUGGUUUCUUUCGCUUUAUAACGACGAUGGAGAUCCUCAUGAAGUGUCGUUCAUUGCUGUCAUCGCCGAGGAUAUGACGCACAAUUGUCCAAACGGAUGCAGCGGCAAAGGCGAGUGUCUGUUAGGUCACUGUCAGUGUAAUCCUGGUUUUGGCGGUGAAGAUUGCAGCGAGAGUGUCUGCCCCGUUCUUUGCAGUCAAAGAGGUGAGUACAUAAACGGCGAGUGCCAAUGUAAUCCCGGCUGGAAGGGCAAGGAAUGCUCUCUGCGACACGACGAAUGCGAAGUACCCGAUUGCAACGGCCACGGUCAUUGUACCAAUGGCAAAUGCAACUGUGUGCGCGGCUACAAGGGAAAAUACUGCGAGGAGGUCGACUGUCCGCAUCCAACUUGCUCGGGUCACGGUUUCUGCGCCGAAGGCACGUGCAUCUGUAAAAAGGGCUGGAAAGGAGCCGACUGCAGUCAAAUGGAUAAGGAGGCAUUGCAGUGUUUGCCGGACUGCAGCGGUCACGGGAACUUUGAUCUAGAUACUCAGACUUGUGUUUGCGAGCCCAUGUGGUCCGGUGACGAUUGCUCGAAAGAACUGUGCGAUCUUGAUUGCGGUCCUCACGGGCACUGCGUCGACAAUGCAUGCGACUGCUUGCCAGGCUGGUCCGGCGAAUUGUGUAAUCUGAAGCAAUGCGAUCCCCGCUGCAACGAGCACGGACAAUGCAAGAACGGCACGUGUCUAUGCGUCACCGGAUGGAACGGAAAACACUGCACGAUGGAGGGCUGUCCGAAUUCCUGUUCCGGUCAUGGACAGUGUAGGGUGUCGAAUGACGCGCAGUGGGAGUGCCAGUGCUAUGACGGUUGGGACGGCAAGGAUUGCAGUGUGCUCUUAGAACAAAAUUGCAAUGAUGGACGAGACAACGAUAAAGAUGGUCUCAUUGAUUGCGCCGAUCCGGAAUGUUGCUCCAAUCACAUAUGCCGUACCAGCCAGCUGUGCGUCUCAGCACCUAAGCCAAUCGAUAUAUUGCUACGGAAACAGCCACCCGCCAUCACCGCAUCCUUCUUCGAGAGAAUGAAGUUCCUAAUCGACGAGGGCAGUCUGCAGAACUACGCUCGUCAGGAGACCUUCAACGAGAGCCGGUCGGCCGUCAUACGUGGUCGCGUUGUUACACAUCUCGGCACGGGACUGAUGGGAGUGCGGGUCAGCACCAGCACGCCGCUGGAAGGCUUCACCCUCACAAGAGACGAUGGCUGGUUCGAUCUUCUGGUGAACGGCGGCGGCGCCGUAACUUUACAAUUCGGCAGAUCACCCUUCAAACCGCAGAGUCACAUCGUCUUUGUGCCUUGGAACGAGGUUGUCAUAAUCGACAAGAUCAUUAUGAGCACUGCCGAAGAGAAGCCACCCGUACACGUUCCGCAUGCGUGCGCGGCGCACGAUUACGAUCUCAUGAAGCCGGUCGUCCUGGCGACUUGGAAACACGGAUUCCAAGGGGCCUGCCCGGACAAGAGUGCCAUUUUAGCGGAAUCGCAAGUUAUACAGGAGAGCCUUCAGAUACCCGGAACGGGUCUGAAUCUGGUAUAUCACAGUUCUCGAGCGGCCGGUUACCUGUCCACCAUACAACUGCAAUUGACUCCGGAGGUCAUCCCGCCGACGUUGAAUCUCAUACACUUGAGGAUCACGAUUGAGGGUAUUCUCUUCGAAAAGAUAUUCGAGGCCGAUCCCGUGAUCAAGUUCACUUAUGCCUGGAACCGCCUAAACGUUUAUCGCCAACGCGUCUAUGGAGUAACGACUGCCAUGGUCAAAGUCGGCUACGAAUAUAGCGACUGCAAGGAUAUUAUCUGGGAUGUGCAAACAACAAAACUGAGCGGUCAUGACAUGUCUAUUUCGGAGGUUGGUGGUUGGAAUCUGGACAUUCAUCAUAGGUACAACUUCCACGAAGGUAUCUUGCAAAAAGGAGAUGGUUCGAAUAUUUAUCUAAAGCACAAACCAAGAGUUAUUCUCACCACAAUGGGAGACGGUCAUCAGAGACCGUUAGAUUGCUACGACUGCGACGGACAAGCUUCCAAGCAACGUCUCUUAGCACCCGUUGCUCUUGCCACCGCUGCGGAUGGUUCUAUCUUUGUCGGUGAUUUCAAUCUAGUCAGGAAGAUCCUCGUCGACGGAACAGUCAGAACUGUGGUCAGAUUAAAUGCAACCAGAGUAUCAUAUCGUUAUCACAUCGCUCUAAGUCCUCUGGAUGGCGUACUCUAUAUUUCGGAUCCAGAAUCCCAUCAGAUUAUCCGCGUUCGCGAUACCAAUGACUACACGGAUCCCGAUCACAACUGGGAGACGGUAGUUGGCUCUGGAGAACGUUGUCUUCCCGGUGAUGAAGCUCAUUGCGGCGAUGGUGCGCUCGCGCGAGACGCUAAACUCGCUUAUCCUAAAGGAGUUGCCGUUUCCGCGGACAACGUCUUGUAUUUCGCUGAUGGCACCAACAUCCGAAUGGUUGACAGAGAUGGCAUUAUCACUACCGUGAUCGGCAAUCACAUGCACAAAUCACAUUGGAAACCUAUACCUUGCGAAGGAACGUUGAACGUCGAAGAAGUUCAUCUACGUUGGCCAACCGAAUUGGCGAUUAAUCCUCUGGACAAUUCGCUGCACAUGAUCGACGAUCACAUGGUUCUUCAGUUAGCGCCGGAUGGUCGCGUCAAGGUUGUAGCCGGUCGUCCACUUCACUGCGCCUCACCGUCGGCCUCAUUCGACACGGAACUUGCGACUCACGCUACUCUCGUAAUGCCGCAGAGCAUCGCGUUUGGUCCGUCGGGCGAUCUCUAUAUCGCCGAGAGCGACUCACAGAGGAUCAACCGCGUUCGCGUGAUUGGUACCGACGGCAAGAUAUCCCCGUACGCUGGCGCCGAAUCCAAGUGCAAUUGCUUGGAACGUGGCUGUGACUGUUUCGAGGCCGAUCACUACUUGGCAUCUACCUCUAAAUUCAAUACCAUAUCUGCCGUGGCGGUUUCCCCUGACGGAGUAGUGCAUAUCGGUGACCAAGCUAAUUAUCGAAUCCGUUCUGUGACAGCUAGCAUUCCCGACGCAAGUGGUGCGCGAGAAUACGAGAUCUAUGCGCCCGACACACAAGAGAUUUAUGUAUUCAAUCGAUUCGGUCAACAUAUUGCCACAAAGAACAUUCUGACCGGAGAGACUGUAUAUCUCUUCACCUAUAAUGUCAACACUAGCAAUGGUAAACUCAGCACAGUGACGGAUGCAGCUGGAAACAAGGUCUUUUUGCUCAGAGACUACAGCAGUCAGGUGAAUUCGAUCGAGAAUACGAAAGGGCAAAAAUGCAGAUUGAGAAUGUCUAGGAUGAAGAUGCUGCACGAAUUGAGCACGCCCGACAAUUAUAACGUUACCUUCGACUAUCAUGGACCCACAGGUCUAUUGAAGACGAAACUCGAUAGCACUGGUCGUAGUUAUGUUUAUAAUUAUGACGAGUUUGGUAGACUGACGAGUGCGGUGACUCCCACGGGUAAAGUGAUCAGUUUGACGUUCGAUCUUAGUCUGAAAGGUGCUAUAGUGAAAGUCGGACAGAACAACAGGAAACCCAUUUCGAUGUUAAUUAAAGGAUCAUCUGUCGUCACGAAGGUCGGAGAAGCUGAGCAGAGAACUACAGUUCUCGCUGAUGGUUCAGUCGGAAGAGUAACACCGUGGGCUCAUACUGUUAGCACCGAUUCAAUGCCAUAUUCGAUUUUGGCAGAAUUGGAGCCUCUAUUAGGAGAGAGCUACCCUGUCCCGGCUAAACAAAGAACAGAAAUCGCCGGGGAUUUGGCUAAUCGCUUCGAAUGGCGAUACUACCUUCGAAAGAUCCAAGGAAAUAAGAAUCGCGGUAACUCAAAAGCGAUCGCUCAAGUCGGCAGGAAGCUCCGUGUCAACGGCGAGAUUUUACUGUCUCUGGAAUACGACAGAGAGACAAAUACUGUGGCCGUGUUUAUAGACGAACGAGUAGAAUUGCUGAAUGUCACAUACGACAGAACAGCUAGGCCGAUUAAGUGGGGACCGAAGGAUGGUAUCUUCGCCGGUGUUGAGCUAGAAUAUGAUCGAUUUAGUAGACUAACAAGCUGGACGUGGGGUGACAUUAGCGAAACCUACGGCUUCGACAGAGCAGGCCGUUUGUUCGAGAUCAAAUAUAGCGACGGCACGUCGAUGGUAUAUGCCUUCAAGGAUAUGUUUAGCAGCCUACCACUGAAAGUUACUACACCUCGUGGAAGUGAUUAUCUUCUUCAAUAUGACGAAGCGGGAGCGUUACAAUCAUUAACUACUCCAAGAGGACAUAUCCAUACAUUCUCUCUUCAAACUUCUCUCGGAUUUUACAAGUACCAGUAUUAUUCGCCAAUGAACAGACAUCCAUAUGAGAUUCUUUAUAACGAUGAUGGUCAAAUUCUUGCCAAGGUAUAUCCUCAUCAAAGCGGAAAAGUUGCUUACGUUUAUGAUCAUGCUGGGAAACUUGAAACUACACUUGCCGGUCUUUCCUCGAUACAUUAUACCUAUCAAGAAACGACCAGCCUGGUGCGUAGCAUUGACAUCAACGAACCGAACUUCGAAAUGCGCAUCGAAUAUAAAUAUCAUGCCGGUAUCGUGAAAGACGAAAAGAUUAAGUUUGGCAGUAAGAGCGGCAUGGAUAACGCUCAUUACCGUUAUCAGUACGACGGUAACGCGCGUAUAUCCGGCAUCGAAGUCGACAUCAACGGCAAACAGCUACCUCAGCUUCGUCUCAAGUACAACCAGAAUCUUGGAGUACUGGAGGGCGUCGGUGAUCUCAGAAUAUACAGAAAUCUCUUCAACAGAUCGGUCAUGCAGGAUAGUAGCAAACAGUUCUUCACGAUCACAGACUAUGACGAGCACGGUCGUGUCAAGACUGUAUUGAUGAACAUUAGAUCAUUCGACGUAUUCCGUAUGGAGCUCGAAUAUGACAAUCGUAAUCGCAUUAAGAUGAGAAAACUCACGAUCGGAAAGGAGUCGAUGGAGAAGAAGGAGUGGUCCAGGAUGGAGAAGAUCACAUAUAAUGCGGACGGUCACGUGCUAGAGGUAGCGGAUACAGAGAAUAAUUGGCAGUAUGCGUAUGACGAGAAUGGUAACGUGAUCGGCGUGACCGAACAUAACGAGAAGAUCGUUUUGGGUUACGACAGUGGCGAUCGAGUGGUUCAAUAUGGUGACGUUGAAUUUAAUUCAUAUGACGGACGUGGCUUCGUCGUAAUUCGCGGAGAACAUAAAUAUAGAUACAAUUCGCGCGGCCAGCUGAUUCACGCGUCGGAGCACAAGAAAUUCCAGAUUUGGUACUUCUACGAUGAUCGCGGUCGAUUGGUGUCCAUGAACGAUGAUCGAGAGAACAUUACGCAAUUCUUCUACGCAAAUCCAAAAACUCCGGAUCUGAUAACGCACGUUCAUUUCCCGAAAUCAUCCAAGACGUUCCGGUUCCUCUACGACUCGCGCGAUUUCCUGAUGACCGUAGAAACAUCUGAGCAACGUUUCUAUGUUGCGACGGAUCAAAAUGGCUCGCCGCUCGCUCUCUUCGACACUAAUGGUAAUCUUAUCAAAGAGAUGCGACGCACACCGUUUGGCAAAAUCAUUAAGGAUACCAAUCCCGAUUUCUAUUUGCCUAUUGAUUUCCACGGAGGUCUCUUCGAUCCCAACACCAAAUUGAUCUACUUGAAUAAGAGGCUCUACGAUCCGACCGUCGGUCAAUGGAUGACUCCAGCUUGGGAACAGAUGGCCAACGAACUUACCACACCGACCGACAUUUUCAUCUAUCGCUUCCGUAAUAACGAUCCGAUUAAUUUCAAGCAGAAUGUCGAGUAUAUGACGGAUCUGGCAAGUUGGCUGAAACUAUAUGGUUAUGAUAUCUCAACGAUGCUCGGCUCCGAAUAUACGAAGCAAAUGGUGUACCAGCCGAGCGCUAUUGUCACAUCUCCGCAAUUAACUCCGGACUUUGGUGUGAUGUCCGGUCUGCAGUGCAUUGUGAAUCGCGUGCAGGAGAAGUUCUCCGAUCUGGGUUUCGUUCCCAAGCCAUUGUUGAAGUUGGAACCGAAAACGCGGAAUCUGUUGCCGCGAGUAGCACAUCGUCGGGCAGUUUUCGGCGAGGGUAUCCUGGUGUCGCGCGUCGGUGGUCGAGCUCUAGUGAGCGUGGUGGACGGUGUCAACAGUGUGGUGCAAGACGUGGUGACGUCCGUGUUCAACAACUCGUACUUCCUGCCGUUGCACUUUAGCGUGCACGAUCAGGACGUCUUCUACUUUGUCAAGGAUAACGCAUUGAAGAUCCGCGACGACAUGGAGGAGCUUCAUCGGCUCGGUGGCAUGUUCAACGUAUCCACACAUGAGACGACCGAGCAUGGCUCAGGCACGUGGAAGGAGCUAAGACUUCACAAUCCGGACGCGGCCGUAGUGAUCAAAUACGGAGCUGAUCCCGAGCAGGAGCGACAUCGUAUCCUCAAGCAUGCGCACAAGCGAGCCGUCGAGAGAGCCUGGGAGAUUGAGAAGCAACUGGUAAUGGCCGGUUUUCAGGGCAGAGGCGACUGGUCAAAGGAGGAAAAGGAUGAGCUCAUCAGUCGCGGCACCGUCGACGGCUACGAGGGUGUCGACAUCCACAGCGUGCACAGGUAUCCCCAGCUCGCCGACGACCCCGGUAACGUUGCGUUUACCCGCGACACCAAGAGGAAGAGGCGGAAGAGCGGCAACAGGCGCAACAGAACUCACAGGCAUGACUCGUGAUUUGAGGAUACCACGACGCGAGUUCGAAGUAUCACAUGGGACUUGAUUCGCGCGUGAAUAUGAGAAGCGAGUAUGAACGGAACGGGAGAGAAAGGGAGCAGCGCGUCGAUGCUGAAAAAAAUCCAGCUGCCGCGAACAUGCGUCAAACUGCAAUCCACGCGAGCGUGGACGUCGUCGUCCCUUUCUCUCUUCGGUCCUCCUCUCGUCCUCUUCUCCUCCUCGCGCUCGUUGAGAUGCGAAGAUCACGAAUGCAUAGUGCAUCCCGUGUUCGGUGCGACCUAUCCCGUCGAUGUGCCAUAAGCGCGUUCACGCGAUCGCGAUCGAUCUCAGAUUCGUAGAUCGGUCAAACGUGCGUGCGGAGACGACGGGUAUGGGAAUGGAUCGCGAAGUGUCAAAAUUAAGCUAGUCGCAUUAUUAACGAAAUGAAAAAUAUAAAGCUUGUUACAUAUGGUGAUUAGUUUAUAGAGAAAAGAAAAAGACACGGAGGAAGAGAGAAGGAUGGAGAGAGAGAGAGAGAGAGAGGGAAAGGUGGCGAAAAUCGACGCGUGGAGGAAUGACAGAGACGAAAGUGCGUGCGUGAACUUUCAAAGUGCCGUCCGCGACGAAAUCCGGUAGUGUUUUCGCGAAGAGGAGGAUGGAUGAGAAUAUGUCUUGGACUUUCUCGUCGGAUCGUCGAUCGAAUUCGAGCUGGUGUUUAUUCACGCAACAGGGUCUACAAGACACGCGUAAGCACGCACGCGGAAACGAGAUGCCUCGAGAUCGCCGCGUCGAAAGCAUUAAAAGAUGCGAGGCGAGAGGAUAAAAUUUUUCGAUACCAGAGGUAUGACACUGACACUCUCCGAACGUCUUAGUCUUAUCUGACGCUCCCGUCGUUCGGGAUAAUCCCUCGCCCCGCAUCUCUAGUCGGGACGUAUCCGCUCGAGGGUGGAUGCGUCUCAACAGACAAACUGUCCGUGGACGUCGCCGUAGAUCGCGUCGCGAGACGCUGUAGGAAAAGCGUAAGGUAAUCGAGCGAUUGAGAGAGAACGAGAGGGAGAGAGAGAAAGGAAAAGAAUGAUUGGGAGAGAGAGAAAGGGACAAAGAAGAGCAAAUAUACAGCAGAUAUUUUUAACAAAGCGCAAAUUGGUGUACUAGGUGCGAAACAAGCAAUUGUAAAUAUAGCUACUCGAGCUCUUAAUGGUAAAUGUAGAUAAAAUAUCGUAACGCGCGAGAGAACGAUCGUAAACUCAAGUGGAACUGUCGAUACCGCUUUUUUAUAUGUAAUACAAAAAAAAAAGAAGAAUAUGUGACACACAUGAUAUACGUGUGUGAAGGUAUAGAAACUUAUUUGUGCCCCCGUGAUGUACGCGAACGCGAGAGAUAAUCGCGUUGAAGAAAGUCGCGGAGCUAUAUCGGACGCGUCGCGGUCUUUUUGAUUAAGAAAAAAAAAAAAAAAAAAAAAUAAACGUGAAAGAUUCUGCUACGAGAAAAACGCGAUAUUUGUGCAAAACGGUUCACGUUAAAUCUCGACCGAGGCCUACGCAUCACGAUUGACACACAAACACACUAUCGCUUCAAAUCGGCCGGAUGCAUAGCACGAUCGGCAAUGUUAUCUUAUUGAUUCUGCCGUUACGUGCAAACGCGUAAUUGAAUAAUGCUAUAAACGCACCUGGAAUCGAAUUCUAUCAAGUCUCUAAGAUUCAUAGAAACUUUGUGGAAUUUUUAUUUUAAAGAUGUGAUGAAGAUUAUUUUCCUUCUAUUUGUAAAAUCAAUUCAUGAAAUUUUCACAAGAUGAGUUUUGCAAGCAAAUAGAACGACAUAUUGCUUUUCCAAUAAUGAAAUAAUAGUAUAAUAUUAAAACAAAUUGCCAUCAGAAAAUAAUCAAGAAAUAUUGUUAAUUUUAUCAUUAUAGAAUUAUUACAACGUCCAAUUUAUCUGUUUUCAGUUAUUUUACUUGUAUUUUGUAUUUCGUAGAUUUCAAACUUGAUGAAUUUUGAUCGUGAUUGCCUAAAGUAUAAGCGAAUCUGUCGGUUUGUCGUAGACAAUGUAGACACGUGUAAAUAGUAUAUCGAUAUCACUUAAGCGUGUAAGAACUACUACAACGUGAUAUCGUUACGUAAUAAAAAGUGACACGACGUGACGAGACAGCCGUAACGAGAUACGUCGAAGUAAUAAUGUCCAGAAGAAAAAUAAUAAUAAUAAAAAUAAUAAUAAUAUAUGAUAACGAUAAGUAAUAAGAAUAAUAAAUAGAGUAAUAAUAAUAAUAAUAAUGGAAAAUGAUAAUAUUACCAUUGUACGGAAAAUGCCCCGCCUAUCUUUCUACUAAAAAUGAAAAAUUAUUUUUUGAAUUGUGUCGUCGAAGAAGUCCUAUGUAACCGUGUGUAUGUGGGAUCGCCCUGUGAAAAAGAACCUCAACCCCGCGCUCCGCCGAAGUGAGCACCCCCGGUAAAAAAUCGUUGGAUUAACAAGAAUCGAUACAUGCAGAGAAAUUCGUUUCGUCAAAUUAUAAAUUCCUAAUCCUUAAAAUAUAGGGAAUUGGUUUUGCGAUGAUUGAAUUCUUUUCUAUAUCUUUUAAUCUACAUAUCUAUUCAAUUCUUGAGAAGAAAAGAUUAAAAAUUUUCAUGAAUUUCUUCCGUAUCUCUUGUAAUUAAAUUUCACAUCAUCUCACUUUUCCUUUUUCUUCCGAGUUACAAUAUAAAGCAUUGUCUGACAUUUUUUUUUUACAAUUUUUAAAAUCAAUCCCUGACUUUGAAGAUCAGGCAUUUCAUCGAAAUAAAUUUCUUCGAUUCGUCUUAAUUCACCUAUUUUUUACAGGGCACAACCUUAGCUCCUCCUCUCUGUAACUGAUAUAGCUGAACUCGUCGGUGUUUAUCAAUAUUGGGUAAAUAAGGGAAAAAAAAAAAGUAAAAAGCGUAGAUCGAAGUCUGUGGUUCGGGUCGAAUGAAGUAACCGACUAAUAGAAAGUAAAGAAUGCAAAAAA
Pogonomyrmex barbatus (red harvester ant) is the source of this 13611-nucleotide messenger RNA. It is a transcript of the gene Ten-m, whose product is annotated as teneurin transmembrane protein Ten-m. Gene Ontology annotation, biological process: motor neuron axon guidance. The record is from RefSeq and is a predicted model, not a curated record. NCBI's taxonomy places the organism in Eukaryota, Metazoa, Arthropoda, Insecta, Hymenoptera, Formicidae.